Messenger RNA from Xylona heveae TC161, 2429 nucleotides. Its product is annotated as potassium channel-like protein. Bases 233 to 2230 code for a protein of 665 amino acids. Gene Ontology annotation, molecular function: potassium ion leak channel activity. Gene Ontology annotation, cellular component: membrane. The record is from RefSeq and is a predicted model, not a curated record. Gene Ontology annotation, biological process: stabilization of membrane potential; potassium ion transmembrane transport. The transcript is spliced from 3 exons. NCBI's taxonomy places the organism in Eukaryota, Fungi, Ascomycota, Xylonomycetes, Xylonales, Xylonaceae.
GACGGCAGUCCAAGGCCCAAAGCGGUCCAAGGCACGAAACUAAAUCUUACGGCUAAAUGGAAAACAUGAUCCACGUCCCAAAAACCGGUCCUGAACAUGGUACGGAUCGCAUGCCUGCGAUUCAUGCUGAGACGUCAAGAGAGAAAGUUGAAGUUGGCGUGAAACAUCAAUGAACACAGCAUCUUCAAUCUCUUGAUCUGUGGAAGUGCGGCGACAGCGGCUUGAAGACAGCAUGAAUGAUCCCGGCUUAGAUAGCCCGAUCCAAGAUGGCGCACGAGAGGUCGAGUCGGAAAAGAAAGAGAAAGCCUCCGAAGAGAAUGAAGAAGGGAGUUUCCUAGAUCCUAGUCGUUGGUGGUUCUUCUCGACUGCAUUUCCUCUAAUAGCGGGCACAUUUGGUCCGAUGGCCUCGGCGUUCAACUUAUGCGCCCUGGUCGAAAGCUGGAGAGUAUACAUACCGCCUGGGGGUAGUGAGAUACAUGGACAGACUAUUGCUGAUCCGAAAUGGUUAAUCGCUAUCAAUGCUGUAUCGUUUGUAUUUGCCAUCAUUGCCAAUAUUGCGUUGCUGCUCAAUAUGGCGCGACGUCUUCGAUUUUCUAUUGCGCAACCAGUGACCAUCAUUGGGUGGUAUAUAGCUUCAGUCCUCUUGAUUGCGCUCGUGUCUGCGGCCUCGGACGACUUGAGGCUGCAUCCGGCAGCUCAACACGCGUUUACGCAGCCAUUCUACUAUGCCAUAAUGUCCGCCGCCUUGUACUUUUUGAUCUCGUCACUUAUGGUCGCAACGGUGUACGGCGCAUGGCGCGGACAUUAUGCAAAAGAAUUCCGUCUGACAAUGAGCCAGAGAACGCUCAUGCUGCAGACCAUCAGCUACCUCUUUUACUUGCUCAUCGGAGCGGCUAUAUAUGCUCGUAUUGAGAGUUGGACAUUCCUCGAUUCUGUGUACUGGGCCGAAUGCACUCUCCUGACGGUCGGUUCAGGAGAUUACACUCCAGUCACACACGUCGGGCGCAGCCUUCUCUUCCCCUACGCUAUCGGCGGAAUCGUCAUUUUAGGUCUCACCAUCGGGUCGAUCCGAGCUCUCAUUUUGGAACGAGGAAAAGAAAAACUGGCUGCACGAAUGGUUGAAAAACACCGUGUUCAUCUUGUGUCCAGCAUGGAUAAGCAGCGGCGCAGCAUGAUGCCCAACAUUGUGAUGCCCAAGCGAAUUUCUCUUGAAGGACUAUCUGAGCAUGACCGACGAGAAAAGGAAUUCCAACUCAUGCGCACUGUCCAAGCCAGAGCGAUGCACACGCGUAGAUGGGCAUCUCUCUUCAUCUCUUCCUUUGCAUGGUUCACCCUCUGGACCGUCGGGGCCGCCAUCUUCUUCAAGACCGAACGCGAUCAAUCCUGGUCGUAUUUUGAAUCGCUGUACUACGCAUAUACCUCCCUCCUGACCAUAGGCUACGGAGACUUUUACCCGCAGAGUAACUCGGGCAAGCCCUUUUUCGUCUUCUGGUCUAUGCUCGCCAUCCCCACCAUGACCAUCCUGAUCAGCAACAUGGGCGACACUGUCAUCAAGAUCAUCCGCGACGUCACGCUUUGGAUCGGCGACAUUACCAUUCUCCCCAGCGACAAGCGAUCCCUCCGUAAUUUAACUCGCUCCUUUACCAAAUCCGCCAGCGGCGACUUGGAAGAAGCCCCCGGUCUCCUCGGCACCUUGAAGCGCCGCGCCAGUGGCACUCAAGCCCAUCGUCACAACUCCAACUCCACCACCGGCGCAAACAGAGUCGUCGAUGAGGCAACGAAACAAAUGGAGCGCGAAGAAUUAACAGACGAAGAAAAAGCCCGCGAGCGCGGCGACAAACCUGCCGAGAACGCCCAUCACCGGCACUAUCUCCUCAUCAAAGAAAUCCGCAAAGUCAUGAAACACUUGAACGACUCGCCGCCCAAAAAGUUCUCCUUUGAAGAAUGGUCCCGCUACCUCAAGCUCAUUGGCGAAGACGAGAACUCCCCCGCGGCGCAUCGCAGGCCCCAGGCUCAUCCGGCCAAGGGCGCCCACGAAGGGCCUGAUCUCCAGCAGGCCCAGACGAUGGACGACAAGGGCCACGUUAAACCGUGGAGCUGGCUGGAUGAUCGCAGUCCCUUGAUGGGCACGAAGCCCGAGGCAGAGUGGCUCGUGGAGAGAAUGACGAGUUUGCUGGAGGAGUCGAUUCUCGAACAUUAUCAUCGGCAUGAGAAGGGGGAUGAGCAUUGAUCUUGUGGUAAUACUGACGGCUCGUCGAUCUUCUUCUGGUUACAAAAGUUGCAUCCUGUCAUGUUUGUUUCAUCUGGCGGCGUUAGAAAACACAUACGGGACUUUUUUUUACUAUUACUUGGGUCAGUAUAACAGCAUCCCUGUCCGUUUGGAUUUUAUUGUACAUAAAUGUCACAAUUUGUAUAUAUUUCAACGACGC